AAGAGAUAGUGAAGGAGAGGGGAAUCCGAACGGCAAGUAUAUACCUAUCGAUAUAAUUAUACCUUUGAUGUAAUCUCCAUUUAUCUUCACUUUAAUCCUCUAUCUUGCCUAGUUUUCUUGGAACGCCAUUUUGCAUUUUCUUUGCCAGACGCAGGCCUUCCCUUUCUCUGCUCAUUUCUCGUAUUCAUCUCCCACAAGGUUCAAUCCGUCAUGGCUUCGAUCAUGGUUUCGUGGUCUCCUAGCUCUCCCCAGCUCCGAUUAGCUUUGAAAUGUGGGAAUCGGAGGAAAUUCCCGGCAAUUUUACAGUCACGAGUGGGGAAGUGGGACCGUCGGUUUCGCGUGCUGUGUGUUGCUCAAGAUGGAGGGGCUAAUGGGAAUGGAUUGGAGAGGGCUCCUAGAGAGGGUUCGUGGGUCGCGAAGGAUUCGAAGGUUGACAGCUUCUCUGGGUGGUCCAAUUCGGGGGGUGAAGAACAGUCUGCCAAUUCUCACAAGGCGUCAUACGGAGCAGUUGUGGGAGCAGGAGUUGCUGGAGUUCUUCUUCUUACAGGGUUGACCUUUGCAGCAUUUUCUGUCAGUAAGCAAAAUAUUUCCAGAUCAAAGCAGAAACAAAUGGAGCCUCUGACAGUACAGCAGGAGGUGGCUUUGACUUCUGAUGAUCACAAUAAUAAAGUUAUGGAACAUGUAAAUGCAAACAACAAAGUGGAACAAGAAAAUGGCAACACAGAAGAUCAAAUAGAUAUCUCCAGGGAUUGUAUAGCUCCUGAGUCUGGUCAGAUUCCUAGCAACAUUGGAACUGCUGAUGAUUCUGAUUCAGGUUCCCAAUUGUUAUAUGAUCAUGAAAAGUCUGUCAAUGGUAUUGAUGCCACUACUAAUGCAUCAACUCAAGAAGUUUUGCCACAUGAGCCAGAUUUUGACAAUGACUUAGCUGUCCCCGUUGCCAAUCCUGGGCCAGUUAACCUUUCUGAAUCAGAAAAAGCUGUUCACUCUUCUAAUCAGUUUGGACGUCAAGACUUGGAUAGCAACCAUGCUAUAGAUUCUGCAGUAUCAACUGCUGAACUUGAAGAAAGCCCACUCAAUGUUGAACCAGGGAACAGCUAUGAUGCUGAUUCAAUACCCCUCAAUAUGGAGCAGAAGGAUAAACUGACUAGCUCAAGUGGCAGUGGAAGUUCCACAUUUCCAAAUAGUUCUAGUUCCAUUGCUGAACUACCCAAUAAUAGCGACAUUGUUAAUGUUGCGGUCAAUACACAUACAAAUACCAUUCCAGAUCCUGAAUUUUUUCCUCAAAAUGAUAUAGAGAACUUGAACAAAAUGCUACAGGUCACAGCUGAUGAAAAUGAGUCAUCGUUGCAAGAGCAGAUUUCUGACAAGGAUCUGGAUAGGGACAGUUAUAUUAAGACAAAUAGAAUUCAAUCUGAACCUCCUAAUUCUGGAGUCUUUUUCUGUUCUCCGGGUAUUCCUGCUCCAUCAAUAGUUUCAGCAGCUGUGCCUGUGCCUCCUGGAAAGGUUCUAGUUCCUGCAGCUGUUGAUCAAUUUCAGGGCCAAGCACUUGCAGCAUUGCAAGCAUUAAAGGUCAUUGAACCUUAUGUUCAAGCCAGUGAAUUAUGCACACGUCGUGAAUAUGCUCGUUGGUUGGUCUCUGCUAGCAGUGUCCUUUCAAGGAGCACAAUUUCAAAAGUCUAUCCUGCCAUGUAUAUAGAGAAUGUUACUGAGCUUGCUUUUGAUGAUAUCACUCCUGAAGACCCUGAUUUUUCUUCUAUACAAGGCUUGGCAGAAGCUGGACUGAUUGAAAGCAGGCUUUCAAGGUUGGAUACACAGUUAUCCGCAGAUGAAGGCCAGAGCCCGUUUUGCUUCUCACCUGAAAGCCCAUUAUCACGCCAGGAUCUUGUUAGCUGGAAAAGGGCCCUGGAGAAGAGACAACUUCCUGAAGCUGACAGAAAGACUCUGUACCAAAUUUCUGGGUUUAUAGACACUGACAAGAUACAUGUUGAUGCAUGCCCUGCGCUUGUAGCUGACAUAUCUGCUGGGGAGCAAGGAAUAAUAGCUCUUGCAUUUGGUUAUACACGGCUGUUCCAGCCAGAUAAGCCAGUAACAAAAGCCCAAGCGGCUGUUGCCCUUGCAACAGGAGAUGCUUGUGACAUAGUUAGUGAAGAGCUUGCACGAAUUGAAGCAGAAUCUAUAGCUGAAAAUGCUGUUGCAGCUCAUAGUGCUUUGGUAGCUGAAGUUGAGAAGGAUAUCAAUGCAAGUUUUGAACAGGAGCUUUCUUUUGAGAGGGAGAAGAUUAAUGCUGUUGAAAGAAUGGCUGAAGAGGCAGCACGAGAGUUGGAAAGGUUAAGAGCUGAGAGAGAAGAAGAAAAUAAUGCCUUGAUGAAGGAGCGCACUGCUAUUGAAUCAGAAAUGGAGGUUUACUCAAGGCUAAGAAAUGAGGUUGAGGAUCAGUUACAGAGUCUUAUGAAUGAUAAGGUGGCAAUAGCAUAUGAAAAAGAAAGGGUUAUCAAGCUUCGUGAGCAAAAAGAAGUUGAAAACAAGGAGAUUGCCCGAUUACAAUAUGAACUAGAGGUGGAACGAAAAGCCUUGUCCAUGGCCAGGACUUGGGCAGAGGAUGAGGCCAAACGAGUAAGGGAACAUGCAAGAGCCUUGGAAGAGGCUCGGGAACGUUGGGAGAGGCACGGCAUUAAAGUGGUUGUUGAUGAUGAUCUCCGCAAAGAGGCCUCUGCUGACGUUACAUGGCUCAAUGCAGGAAAGCAAUUUUCAGUUGAAGAAACAGUUGACAGGGCUGAGAACUUACUGGACAAACUUAAAAAAAUGGCAGCUGAUGUUGGAGGGAAAUCUAGAGGUGUAAUUGAAAGGAUUGUCCACAUGAUUUCUCUUUUUUUGUCAAACUUGAAGCAAUGGGCAUCCAAAACUGGGAAACAAGCUGAAGAAUUAGGAGAAGUUGCUGUUGCCAAGGCAGCCAAGUCAGUGCAAGAGUUGCAGCAAAGUGCGGUCGAAUUUGGAUUUUCUGUGAAAGAAGGGGCAAAGCGAGUUGCUGGAGAUUGGAGGGAGGGGGUUGAGAAACUAACCCAAAAGUUCAAGACAUAAUUUUUAAUUUUCACCUACAACAAUAGUUACUAGAAAUAGCCGCAAGCCAGUGAUGUACCUUUUAUCUACUUAGUCGAUGGUGGGUAUACCUUGUGUACCAGACAUGGCCCCUGGAAAAUUGACGGCUCUAAUUCUAAAGAACUGCCGCUGGUAAGUUCACAAGUUCUUGUGAUGCCUUGUAUAAUUGAGAGUAGGGGGAAAUCAAGUGUAACAAUAAUCUCAUGUAUUUUGACGGUGUCUUUCGGCAUUGCAGCACAUAUCAUUGGGGGAUUUUCUGUACCAAAUCUUUACCAUGUAAAGAACACUAGUCCAUAGUUUCAAAAUAAUAAAACCCCAAACGUUGUCCUGCCAA
Messenger RNA from Prosopis cineraria, 3430 nucleotides. RefSeq lists its product as uncharacterized. The record is from RefSeq and is a predicted model, not a curated record. NCBI's taxonomy places the organism in Eukaryota, Viridiplantae, Streptophyta, Magnoliopsida, Fabales, Fabaceae. The coding region runs from base 211 to 3078 and encodes 955 amino acids. The transcript has 10 exons.